Molecule: messenger RNA, 621 nt
Organism: Komagataella phaffii GS115
Lineage: Eukaryota; Fungi; Ascomycota; Pichiomycetes; Pichiales; Pichiaceae
Product: GTPase, similar to Ypt51p and Ypt53p and to mammalian rab5
Exons: 2
Coding region: 1-621 (206 amino acids)
Molecular function (GO): GTPase activity; GTP binding
Source: RefSeq, a predicted model, not a curated record
AUGGCUGAUUUAGUUACACAAGAGCCCAGAUUUGCCCAGUUCAAGCUUGUUUUAUUGGGGGAAAGUGCUGUUGGAAAGUCCUCUAUCGUACAUCGUUUCGUCACCGACUCCUUUGACGAUUUGAGAGAGUCAACAAUAGGAGCCGCAUUUUUAACCCAAACUAUUCAGCUAGAUGAAAGGACCACAAUCAAAUUUGAGAUUUGGGAUACCGCUGGCCAGGAGAGAUACAAGUCUUUGGCCCCAAUGUACUAUAGAAAUGCCAACUGUGCACUUGUUGCUUACGACAUAACACAAGAAUCUUCCUUGGAUAGAGCUAAAUCCUGGAUUCAGGAACUACAGAAACAGGCUAGCGCUGACAUCGUCGUGGCCUUGGUGGGAAAUAAGCUGGAUUUGGAAGCCGAACGUAAGGUUUCAACCAAGGAGGCCAAGGAGUACGCGGAUGAAUUGGGGCUCAUUUUCAAGGAAAUAAGUGCUAAAACAGGCGAAGGAAUAAAGGAUGUUUUCCAUUCGAUUGCCUCCAAGUUACCAGUUGAAGAGAAACUGAAUUCAGCUACCAAGAGACGUCGCAACAUCGAUUUGAACCGACCAUCUACGAACAACCAAGAGUCUUGUAGCUGCUAG